Molecule: messenger RNA, 2070 nt
Organism: Lymnaea stagnalis (great pond snail)
Lineage: Eukaryota; Metazoa; Mollusca; Gastropoda; Lymnaeidae
Source: the annotation of a GenBank genome assembly
CGGAUAUUUCCGUAUAAUCUUCUUUCAGUUUCAGAUUCCACAAACGCAUCCCUCCUCAGAAAUUUGUUUUAUGCAAGUCUGGGAGCUGGAUGUUACUUUAUUUUAGUAUGUAACGUCUUUAAUGUUCAACUUUAAAGUUCAAGAAAAAUGUGACCACUCAACGCCAACAACUAUUUUUUAAUUCUAAUAAUUUCUUGGCCGCCUUCUAAAUUUCUACAAUUUUAAUUUUAAUAUGCAGUUUUAGUAUUAGCCUGGGCUUGUGAUAGUGGUAGUGUUUUCCUUUGUCCAAUUAAUUGUGAAAUUUCUAUUUUUCAUUAUAUAAUAUUAUCAAUAUUAUCAUAUAUCAUUUAUUUUACCCACAUUGUAAUUGUAAAUUUAUAUAUUAAUGCAUUAUAUACUAUACUAUAUGCUCCUAAGCAUAAUUUACAGUACAGUAUCAUGUCAUGAAUCAAUGAAUAUGAAUGCAGAGGCAAACUGGCUGAACUUUGGCAGUAAAUUUUAAUGUCUUGAUAUUACAUUGUUAAUAUCAUCAAAGUGUAAAUUAGUCUGUUGAACGCCCUGCUUAUACUCAUACAAAUAUUAUAAAAUACACAAAUUCAUAUACUUAUAUUUUAGUUUAUUUGAAAUAUUUCCAAACUUCAUUUUCAAUUAAGAAUCACUGUUGACUAAUGGCAAGUUGGCAUACAGAUUUUGUAAUACUUCAUUUAACUUCCAUUCACUCUCAGAACUGAUAAAAUGGACAGCCCUGGGUCAUCUGAUUUGAGUGGAGAUAUACACAUAGCUCCAUGUGAAAGAGAAUCACACAUGAAAUGGAUACAUGAUUUGAAACAAGCAUUUGAAGAAAAAGGGUUAAAAUGUGUUAUUGUUUACAAGCAUUGUAAGUAGUAUAAUUUCCAACAUCUGCUUUAUGAUAUUUUUAUUAAUUGAUCAUCAAAUGUCUUAAACCUGUUUAUUUUAUUGAUGAUCAAAAAUUUAAAUGCAUUCAUAAUUUAUUUUAAUAUUAAAAGACUAUAUAUAAUUAAGAUAAAUUAAAGCUACAAGUCAUAGUGUAACAUUUAUUAAGAUCAAAACCAAUUGGUUCUGAUUUUUAGCUUUCUCUAUUACAGAAUAUAUUUGAAAAAUGUGAUGUAUUCUUUGACAUUUAAUUUUAUGAUUUAUUCAGAAUUCUGUAUUUAUUUGUAAUUCAUUCGCAAGAUUACAUCUAUAUGCUUUUCUCAGUUACCUUAUCUUCACAGAAUGUGAGAAACUUGUUUGAUAAAAUACUGUAGCUUACUUUAUUUAAUGAAACUACUACAUGAACCAUAUUUGUUGUGAUAUUAAGGGCAGAUACUGUUAUUCACUGUUUAUUUAUGAACUUUGACAAGUAGCUUGUUUUUUAAUAUCAUAUGUGAAAACAAAGUCAGAAAAAGUAAGUAGUGUUUAUUUAAUGUUUUGCAGAUGGAAAAAUUUCAAAAUGGUUUGAAGAAGCCUUCAAUAAUUGUCGAUUUACAAUUGUUCAUAGAUGUCGAAAACUUGUGCAGGCUGUAAGUUAUUUUGCUUUUAUUACAUUGUUUACUUAUUUAUUUUUAUAACAUAGUCACGAGUUCCUGUCUUAUUUCAUUGCUGUAUUAGUGGUAAUUCAGUUGCUGACACUAUGAAGGUUUUUUUUAAAAAUCAAAUUUAUUUAGUCUCUAAACAAGAAAAGAAAAUCCCUUUCAGAUAAAUUUAUUUACAGCUAAUUAACUUUUGUAACAUGUUCCUUGAGACAUUGGUUUUUAUUUUUCUUUGUUUCAAUAGAUUGAAUCAUGCCAAGGUCUCAUGUCAGAAAAUGGUGACAAGGUCAUGGUAGUAGACUUUAAUGUCCGGGGUAAGAAAAAAAGUGAUGACAACCUUUAUACAUUUUUUAAUGAAUACACUAAAAAUGUAAUAAAAGAUGAGAAGGAUUUGCAGGUUUUUGUGAAAAAGACAAGCAACAUCUUAAAGGAGCUGAGUCCAGUGAUCAAUAAAAUGAAUCAGAUCCCAAGUAUUACUGGCCAGGAUGAGAGCCAAGGUCCACUCAGUCCAGUUAGGAGUGAAGUCAGCCUGACAGAU